Octodon degus (degu) is the source of this 2334-nucleotide messenger RNA. RefSeq names its product copine 3 (gene Cpne3). The transcript is spliced from 14 exons. The record is from RefSeq and is a predicted model, not a curated record. Gene Ontology annotation, cellular component: plasma membrane. Bases 96 to 1508 code for a protein of 470 amino acids. Gene Ontology annotation, biological process: cellular response to calcium ion; ERBB2 signaling pathway. NCBI's taxonomy places the organism in Eukaryota, Metazoa, Chordata, Mammalia, Rodentia, Octodontidae. Gene Ontology annotation, molecular function: calcium-dependent phospholipid binding; receptor tyrosine kinase binding.
GUUCCGGUAAACCCCGGCGGCCCCGCCAGCCCGCUGACUGUGUCUGCCCUGCCGCGCUCUCCUAGACUGCAUCCCGAAGGCCGGCGUCUCAAGAGAUGGCUGCGCAAUGUGUCACGAAGGUGGAGCUGAAUAUUUCUUGUAACAACCUUCUGGAUUUUGAUGUAACAUCAAAGUCGGACCCUCUGUGUGUGUUGUUUCUGAACACGAGUGGUCAACAGUGGUAUGAGGUUGACCGCACUGAAAGGAUUAAGAACUGUUUGAAUCCCCAAUUUUCUAAGACAUUCAUCAUUGAUUACUACUUUGAAGUAGUUCAGAAAUUGAAAUUUGGGAUUUAUGACAUUGACAACAAGACUAUUGAGCUGAGUGAUGAUGACUUCUUAGGAGAAUGUGAAUGUACCCUUGGACAAAUCGUUUCCAGUAAGAAGCUCACUCGACCACUCAUGCUUAAAAAUGGCAAACCUGCUGGGAAAGGGAGCAUUACGGUUUCAGCAGAAGAAAUAAAGGAUAAUAGAGUUGUCUUGUUUGAAAUGGAAGCUAGAAAACUGGAUAAUAAGGAUCUGUUUGGAAAGUCAGAUCCCUAUCUGGAGUUUCAUAAGCAAACAUCUGAUGGAAACUGGCUAAUGGUUCAUCGAACAGAGAUUGAAUAUGAAUGCAUAAAUGAAAAAAAGAAGCAAAAGAAAAAAAGCUAUAAGAAUUCAGGUGUUAUCAUUGUGAAACACUGUGAGAUUACAGUGGAAUGCACAUUCCUCGACUAUAUCAUGGGAGGAUGUCAACUGAAUUUUACUGUGGGAGUGGAUUUCACUGGCUCCAAUGGUGACCCCAGGUCUCCAGACUCCCUUCAUUACAUCAGUCCCAACGGCGUUAAUGAGUAUCUGACUGCCAUCUGGUCUGUGGGACUGGUUAUUCAAGAUUAUGAUGCUGAUAAGUUGUUUCCAGCUUUUGGUUUUGGAGCUCAGCUACCUCCUCAGUGGCAGGUAUCUCAUGAGUUUCCAAUGAACUUUAAUCCAUCUAAUCCCUACUGUAAUGGAAUCCAAGGCAUUGUAGAGGCAUACCGGGCCUGUCUUCCUCAAAUAAAGCUCUAUGGACCAACUAACUUUUCUCCAAUCAUAAAUCAUGUUGCCAGGUUUGCAACUGCAGCCACACAACAGCAGACUGCUUCUCAAUAUUUUGUACUCUUGAUCAUCACUGAUGGUGUGAUCACGGACCUUGAUGAAACCAGACAAGCUAUUGUUAAUGCUGCCAAGCUCCCCAUGUCCAUCAUCAUUGUUGGAGUUGGAGGAGCUGACUUCAGUGCCAUGGAGUUUCUGGAUGGCGACGGGGGAAGUCUCCGCUCCCCAUGGGGCGAGGUGGCCAUCAGGGAUAUUGUCCAGUUUGUGCCUUUCCGACAGUUCCAGAAUGCUCCAAAAGAAGCACUUGCUCAGUGUGUGUUGGCGGAGAUUCCCCAGCAGGUGGUGGGCUACUUCAAUACAUACAAACUCCUUCCUCCCAGGAACCCAGCUACAAAAUAAAAAGAGCUGUUACCACUUCAACAGAAUUCUUAAGCUGCCAGGAACCAAUACCAUCUCUUACAUAAAAUCGUGUAUCUGUCAUUUUUUGUAUAUUUCAUGGCCUGCAUUUAUGAUGUAAACCUGGUACUUUAUGGCUUUUAUCUGUUUAAAGCACACUGUUUUGAGGAAGACAGUGCCAAGUCCAUCUUUGCCAGUCAAUCCAGUGAUUGCUAGUAAUUUACAGUAAUUGUAGCGAGGUUGUUUGGCUUAGAACCUAGUGCAGGGACAAUUGAAUUUUGUUUGCUUUUAUAUGAUGAAAAUGCCAUUUUUAAAUGUUUGUCAGAAAGAAUGAAAAAUUGUUGGGAUGAAGGACUUUGCAGAUUGCUGUAUUUGUAUGUGGUAGAUGUUUUACAAGCUAAUGCUCAUACUAUUGAUUGAGAAGGUUUGUUAGAGAAUAUUGAAUUUGUUCCCAUAGCUGUGCAUUCAGCCCUUUUCCUUGGAGUAAAAACUACCUUUUCUUGGCAUCUGAUUUUUGGUUUUGUGCAGUUUGAAUGCUGCGCAGUUAGAAAGCAUCUUGCACUCAAAUGGGAUUUGUUGAAAAGGAAAGAUAAUAACUCAGUUUUUUAAAUAUACAAUCAACAAGUAAAAAGAAUCUCAUGUAAGUAUGCAGUGGGUGUUUGCCUUUCUAGAUUUUUUAUUUUUGGGUGGCAUACUGUAAAGAUGGUCAGGAUUGGCCUUUCGUUUCAUUGGCUGAAUGUGAUACUCAGGAUUCUGCAGCUUCAUAGACUGUAGGUGCCUGAAUUGUCUCAGAUUCUGCCUUCUUUGUUUAUUUUGAUUGAGGUUCAAU